GGCCUGAGAGGGGGUGAGCUGACACUGUCCCAGCUGCCACCUAGACUCAGAGCCCAGCGAAGACAUCCCAGCCAUGGCCAUGCAGAAAAUCUUUGCCCGGGAAAUCCUGGACUCCAGGGGCAACCCCACUGUGGAGGUGGACCUGCACACGGCCAAGGGCCGAUUCCGAGCAGCUGUGCCCAGUGGCGCUUCCACAGGUAUCUAUGAAGCUCUGGAACUAAGAGAUGGAGACAAGUCUCGCUACCUGGGGAAAGGCGUCCUGAAAGCUGUGGAACACAUCAACAAGACCCUCGGCCCCGCGCUGCUGGAAAAGAAACUAAGUGUAGUGGAUCAAGAAAAAGUUGACAAAUUUAUGAUUGAGCUGGAUGGGACAGAGAAUAAAUCCAAGUUUGGGGCCAAUGCCAUCCUGGGCGUGUCCCUGGCCGUGUGUAAGGCUGGAGCAGCUGAGAAGGGGGUGCCGCUUUACCGACACAUUGCAGAUCUCGCGGGGAACCCAGAGCUGAUCCUUCCAGUCCCUGCCUUCAACGUGAUCAACGGGGGCUCCCAUGCUGGAAACAAGCUGGCCAUGCAGGAGUUCAUGAUCCUGCCUGUGGGAGCCAGCUCCUUCAGGGAAGCCAUGCGCAUUGGGGCCGAGGUCUACCACCACCUCAAGGGGGUCAUCAAAGCCAAGUAUGGGAAGGAUGCCACCAAUGUGGGUGAUGAGGGUGGCUUUGCACCCAACAUCCUGGAGAACAAUGAAGCCCUAGAGCUGCUGAAGACGGCCAUCCAGGAGGCUGGUUACCCCGACAAGGUGGUGAUUGGCAUGGAUGUAGCAGCAUCUGAGUUCUAUCGCAACGGGAAGUACGAUCUCGACUUCAAGUCACCUGAUGACCCCACUCGGCACAUCAGUGGAGAGAAGCUGGGCGAACUGUACAAGAACUUCAUCAAGAACUACCCUGUGGUGUCCAUUGAGGAUCCUUUUGACCAGGAUGACUGGGCCACCUGGACCUCGUUCCUCUCGGGGGUCAACAUCCAGAUUGUGGGGGAUGACCUCACAGUCACCAACCCCAAAAGGAUUGCCCAGGCGGUGGAGAAGAAGGCUUGCAAUUGCCUGCUGUUGAAAGUCAACCAGAUUGGCUCGGUGACUGAAUCCAUCCAGGCCUGCAAACUGGCUCAGUCUAAUGGCUGGGGGGUGAUGGUGAGCCAUCGCUCUGGAGAGACCGAGGACACCUUCAUCGCCGACCUCGUGGUGGGGCUCUGCACAGGACAGAUCAAGACUGGUGCCCCAUGCCGCUCAGAGCGUCUGGCCAAAUACAAUCAGCUCAUGAGGAUUGAGGAGGCUCUUGGGGACAAGGCUGUCUUUGCUGGACGCAAGUUCCGUAACCCGAAGGCCAAGUGAGAGGCUGGAGGCCCCAGGAGUGCACAGGACAGACCUGGGCCUUCAAGCCCUUCCCCCUGAAAUAAAACACUGGUGCCAACCAA
Messenger RNA from Budorcas taxicolor (takin), 1461 nucleotides. RefSeq names its product enolase 3 (gene ENO3). Gene Ontology annotation, molecular function: phosphopyruvate hydratase activity; magnesium ion binding. Gene Ontology annotation, cellular component: phosphopyruvate hydratase complex. NCBI's taxonomy places the organism in Eukaryota, Metazoa, Chordata, Mammalia, Artiodactyla, Bovidae. The record is from RefSeq and is a predicted model, not a curated record. The transcript has 12 exons. Gene Ontology annotation, biological process: glycolytic process. The coding region runs from base 74 to 1378 and encodes 434 amino acids.